Nothobranchius furzeri (turquoise killifish) is the source of this 623-nucleotide messenger RNA. RefSeq names its product histone H3. Gene Ontology annotation, cellular component: nucleosome. NCBI's taxonomy places the organism in Eukaryota, Metazoa, Chordata, Actinopteri, Cyprinodontiformes, Nothobranchiidae. Gene Ontology annotation, molecular function: protein heterodimerization activity; structural constituent of chromatin; DNA binding. The record is from RefSeq and is a predicted model, not a curated record.
CGAAGUUUAUCUUACCUCAUCUGGAGAGAAGAUACGGAACAAUGGCAAGAACUAAGCAGACUGCUCGUAAGUCAACUGGUGGCAAAGCCCCGAGGAAGCAGCUGGCCACAAAGGCGGCAAGAAAGAGCGCUCCAGCAACCGGCGGUGUGAAGAAACCACACCGUUACAGGCCCGGUACCGUGGCGCUCAGGGAAAUUCGCCGUUACCAGAAAUCCACCGAGCUGCUUAUCCGGAAGCUGCCCUUCCAGCGCCUCGUCAGGGAAAUCGCCCAGGACUUCAAGACCGACCUGCGCUUCCAGAGCUCUGCCGUCAUGGCGCUGCAGGAAGCCAGCGAGGCUUACCUGGUGGGUCUGUUCGAGGACACCAACCUCUGCGCCAUCCAUGCAAAGCGAGUCACCAUCAUGCCCAAAGACAUCCAGCUGGCACGCCGCAUCCGCGGAGAGAGGGCUUAAACUUCUGUACCUCUAAGAAAAACAACGGCUCUUUUAAGAGCCACUCAAUACUGCACCAAAGAGCUUAACCAUGUGGAAAACUCAUCCAGCUCUAAUGACGGCAAAAUAAUUGGUGGAAAAUAGAAAGUUACAUAUGAUUACUCUGCAAACCAAAACUUUUAUGCAAUAGCA